CUCCACGGCAACUGCACCCUUCUUUCACAGAAAAACAAGAACCUUGCACUGAGUAUUGUGCAAUUUUCUGUUAUCUUACACACACGGAUGCGUGUUCACGCGGUGUUCACGCGGUGUGUAUGAGCCACUCGGGCGCUGCUGGGGACGAUAAUCUGGCUGGAAACAAUCAUCCUGUGCUGCUGGACUGCUGCGGAGGACUCAAUAACGUCGAUUACUCGAAGAUGGACUUGACGCUGAUGGAGGGACUCCUAAAACACAUCAACUUUCAUGACUCCAGCUUUUGUAUCGCAGUGAUCGCCAUCAUAUUCAACCCUUUAUUCUGGAAUGUGGUGGCGAGAUGGGAGCAUCAUACACGGACCCUCUCCAGGGUCUUUGGUAGCCCCUACCUGGGCUGUUACUGCCUGGGCUUCAUCAUCAUUCUGCUCAACGUGUACCGCAGCCACAGUAUGACGGUGGCGAUGAAGGCCCAGGCCAGGUGGGACGUGAUGGACAGGAUGGAUGUUUUCUACGCUGGCAUAGCUCUCAUGGUCGUGGGCACUUUGCUAGUGGUCACCAGCUUCCUGGCUCUGGGAUUCACAGGAACCUUCCUAGGUGAUUACUUCGGGAUCCUGAUGGACGAGAAGGUGACAGGUUUUCCCUUCAACAUCAUAGAGAACCCUAUGUACUGGGGCAGCACUGCCAACUACCUGGGCCUGGCACUCAUUGGUGCCAGUCCUGCUGGUCUUGUCCUGACUGCCAUAGUAGCCGUGGUUUACAAGGUGGCGAUAAGUUUCGAGGGACCAUUCACCGAACAGAUCUAUCAGGAGAGGAGUCAGCGCCGCAAGCAUGAAUAAUUGCCUCCCGCCCAGGCACUUCCUGCUCCUGGUUUGGCUGAGGAUUCCCGUCCUGUCACAAGGAUAGACAGACUGUACAACAGACAGACUUACCAACAGUGUUGAUUAUUUAUCCGCCUCCAGCAUGGAUCCAAAAGGCUACAGUCACACUGCAAAUGCAAGUGUUUUGUUUUUUGAUUUGUUUCACAAUCUUCUAUUGAAUGUGGACGCCUUAUGGAGGGUGCCAAGUUAAAAUAACAGUUUGAUAUUUUGAGAAACAUUCUCAGUUUUGUACUUGUGAGAACUAGAUGAAAGGAUUGAUGUCACUCUCAAACAUAAGAGUGGUGUUUAUCUUCUCGUCUCGCUCUUACGCUUACAGAGCGAGACGAGAAACUGAUUCUUAAAAGCUUUACCUGAUAAGAAUUGUGCUUUAUACACAGUAGGGGUGUCACAAUUCUCCAAUCCACAAUUCAAUUUGACUUUCAAUUUUAGGACCACAGUUUGAAUUAAUUUAAAGCUUAAACUUUUUUACAGCAAUGAAGAUGAUGCCUUUGUUAGACUAUCAAGUCUUGAUUCGUAAAGAUCAACUGAUCAUUGUUUUAUUCCCUUACAGCUGUCAUUUACAUUUUCAAAUUCUUCUUUAAAAAGAUUGGCUAUAUGGUAUUGAGUGUGAUAUAACUGCCAUAUAUUUUUGGAAUUUACCAAGAGGGCAACCUCAGACUCAUCUCAGGCAAGAAAAAAAAGCCCAUGAUGGUGUUACACCCAGGGCUUCACUUUCACUGCACUAGCAUAGCAUGCAUAAUAUCGUUUUUCUGUCAUUGAUGCGUUUGUUUACAUAACUAAAAGGGCAGGAAAAAUAUCACACCGCUGACUUCAGGGAGGCAGGAAGAUUUCCCAGUUCUGUUGUUUCUCUGUCAUCUUCAACUCAAGCAUACAAUGCUGUCUGGAGAAGUGCAACUGUAGGCUACUGGUAAGCUACACUGUGUCAUCGUUGAAGAAUUGUUGUGUUUUAAUGCCCCUGCUUUGGCAAUAACUGUGGGCAGGUUGUCCGUUUUUCUGAGACAUCUCAAGAAGGCCUUUUUAGAAUUUCCCCAAAUUUGUCCACUUGAGUCCAAGUGAACAAAUGUCUUUGUGAUC
This is a messenger RNA of Plectropomus leopardus (leopard coralgrouper), 1949 nucleotides long. It is a transcript of the gene pemt, whose product is annotated as phosphatidylethanolamine N-methyltransferase. Gene Ontology annotation, molecular function: phosphatidylethanolamine N-methyltransferase activity. The record is from RefSeq and is a predicted model, not a curated record. Gene Ontology annotation, biological process: phosphatidylcholine biosynthetic process. NCBI's taxonomy places the organism in Eukaryota, Metazoa, Chordata, Actinopteri, Perciformes, Serranidae.